Molecule: messenger RNA, 4221 nt
Organism: Gadus morhua (Atlantic cod)
Lineage: Eukaryota; Metazoa; Chordata; Actinopteri; Gadiformes; Gadidae
Gene: dstyk
Product: dual serine/threonine and tyrosine protein kinase
Exons: 14
Coding region: 965-3748 (927 amino acids)
Biological process (GO): protein phosphorylation; positive regulation of fibroblast growth factor receptor signaling pathway; positive regulation of ERK1 and ERK2 cascade
Cellular component (GO): cytoplasm
Molecular function (GO): protein kinase activity; ATP binding
Source: RefSeq, a predicted model, not a curated record
UCCGUGUUCUGUCCACGCCCUUUCCUACCCAACUUGCGUCUUGUCAACUAGUUUUGACACUGAUUUGGAGCCUUGCCUGUGAUUUGGACGACCAGGAAAAGCUGACCCGCACAUACAUGCAGGGUCUUUUUUGUUUUUGGGGGCAAUAAUUUGUCAUAUCAUAUUCUGCUUUUGAAAAAAAAUCUCCGAACUUCGACAGACUUGGAACCAAACAGAGGGCGGCUUUUUCCCCAGGGAUCCUUCAGAAACACCGAGGCUACAGUGACUGUGAAUGGCCUGACAUCCUCCAGACACAAGCAACCCUAAUGCACAUCGUUUCGGAGUGUUGCUCGGCGGAGAUAUGACCGGGAUGGUCGAGGGGUGAGUGGGCAUGACAGUCUGCCAGGCCGAGGGAAGGGCCAGGGAUGCCUGCUGGCUAGUCGCUUAACUUGGACUGUAAGUGUCGAAGAAAAGCAGGGAUCGUUUUGUCUUUCGGCACAUGGUUUCUAUCUGGUUCCACGUUUACACUAACGUUAUGUCAGUGGCAAAGGACGUAGGUAGCGUACUAAAACUCUAGCACACGAACUAAAAGCUGGCACGGACGAUACAAGGAGCUACUGUGCAGGGACAUUAGCUCCAAGUUAAGUCACCGUCCGUUGUCCACACUGGUUGAAGCUAAUGGGAGCUAGCUGUGCUGCUCUUACUGCAUUUAGUUGACCCAAUAAAACACUCACAGCUUUGAUCAGUUUUUUAAAUGACCGUCAACUGUCAAGCAAUACAAUCGCUAUCAAUGGCUGAUCAUGUUCUUAUCUUUUAAUGUAACCCGUCGCCCUGCUGUCUGGGUUAAUAAUGCAGCAAUUACCAGCGUUGGAUUUCUUCACGCACCACUGGAUUGACUGAAUACUAGAGUUUAUCAUCUCCAUUUUUGCUGCUAUUGUUAUUCUUGCUUGAGGAAGCCCUGCACAGUGCAAACUAACCAGGUACCAUGGAUGGACAUGUGCAGAAACCGACUCAUCUGGCCCGAGAACUAACACGGAUAUUUAACAGCUUCAAUAAGCACUCCAUACAACUCAAGAAGAACCUGAAGGAGACGAACCUGUUCUUCCGGGAAAUAAGACAGAAUUAUAGUAAUGCAUGUGCAUCAGCGAUCAACUCGGACGCAGCGUCCCUUGAAGCAGGUCAGCUCAGCUGCAUCUCGUUCCCCAGCCAUGAGGAGGAGUUCCUCCGGAACAACGUGGGAGCGUCUCCUUACAUCCUGGUCCUGGGCCAGGACUGCGCCGCGCGCUACCGCCUGCUGAACUGCAUCCUCGGGGAGAGGCUGCUGCCGCCGGUGCACGAGGCCGGGGUGGCCUGCGAGGGGGACGAGGUGACCGUCUGCAAGAGGAGGAAGCUGUGUUUCACCCACGGCCGGCAGACGCGGCUCAGCCUGGCGCUGCCCGGCCAGUACGAGCUGGUCCACCAGCUGGCGGCGAACUGCGGCCGCUGGGACACGGUGCCCCUGGAGGACCUGGAGAUCCACGACGAGUGUGAGGACCCGGCCCACCGGCUAGCCGAGCUGGAGAUCACCCUGCAUCAUCCACUGCUACAGGAAGCAAAGAUCAUGGUGGUGCCCUGUCCCAGCGUGCAGCCCAUCGAGGAGGCCCUGGCGGACUGCACGCGCAACAUCACGCCCAUCGUCCUGUACGCCCUGAACCAGGACGCCCUGAGCGCCGAGCAGGUGGCGGAGCUCCGCAGGGCCAAGGAGAUCCUCCCCGUCCCCAUCUGCUUCGUCCGCAUCCCCGCCGUCAUGCCGACGGCCUCGCCGGAGCCGGGGCGGCGGGCGGAGCGCGAGCGGGAGCGGGAGCGGGAGAAGAGCCCCCUCUACAAGCAGCUGCUCUCGCUGGGCUUCCUGAGCAGCCCCGCCGGGAACUGCACCUGCGGAGCGCCGUCGCAGUCGCCGGCGCCGGGCGCCACGCCCCAGAGCGUGCUGGGGGAGGCCUUCGAGCGGCUGCACCGCCUGCUGGUGCCCUUCGCCCGCCAGGUGCUGCACAACCAGCAGGUGGAGGCGGCCAACCUGCUGAACGGCGUGCACUGCCGCUGCCUGGACCUCUUCAUCAACCAGGCGUUCGACAUGCAGCGGGACCUGCAGAUCACGCCGCGCCGUCUGGAGUACACCCGGGAGAAGGAGGCGGAGCUCUUCGCCUCCCUCAUGGCCAUCGCCAACCGCAAGCAGGAGGAGAUGAAGGAGAUGAUCGUGGAGACGCUGGCCAGCAUGAAGGACCAGCUGCUGGAGGACGCCGCCAACCUGCAGUUCAAAGAUAUCAUCGUGACGACCAGCGGAGAGCCCGUUACGUCAAAGGAGAUCAAGACCUGCAUCCAGGAGAUCCAGGAGCUGAUCGUGGGUCGGCUGAACCAGGCCGUGGCCAAUAAGCUGAUAAGCUCGGUGGACUAUUUGAGAGAGAGCUUCGUAGGAACUCUGGAACGCUGUCUCAGCAGUCUGGAGAAAUCCACCAUUGAUUCCUCUGUCCACAAUAUCACAUCCAAUCACCUCAAACAGAUAUUAAACGCUGCUUAUCACGUGGAGGUCACCUUCCAUUCUGGGUCCUCCAUCACCAGACUGGUCUGGGAACAGGUCAAACAGAUAGUCCAGAGGAUCACCUUCGUGAACCCGCCCUCCAUCACCCCGGAGUGGAAGCGGAAGGUGGCCCAGGACGCCAUCGAGAGCCUGAGCGCCGCCAAGCUGGCGCGCAGCAUCUGCUCCCAGUUCAGGACGCGCCUCAACAGCUCCCACGACGCCUUCGCCGCCUCCCUACGACAGCUGGAGGAGGGCCACACGGGGCGGUUGGAGCGCACGGAGGACCUGUGGCUGCGGGUGAGGAAGGACCACGCACCUCGCCUGGCCCGCCUCUCCCUGGAGAGCCGCUCGCUGAGGGACGUCCUCCUGCACGGCAAGCCCAAACUGGGCCGAGAGUUGGGCCGCGGCCAGUACGGAGUGGUCUACCUGUGUGACAACUGGGGGGGGAACAACCCCUGCGCCCUGAAGUCGGUGGUUCCUCCCGACGACAAACAUUGGAAUGAUCUGGCCCUGGAGUUCCACUACACCAGGUCCUUGCCGAAGCACGAGCGGCUGGUGGACCUGCACGGCUCGGUGAUUGACCACACCUACGGUGGAGGCUCCAGCAUCGCCGUGCUGCUCAUCAUGGAGCGGCUCCACAGGGACCUCUACGCCGGCAUCAAGGCUGGUCUGUCGCUGCAGGAGAGGCUCCAGGUGGCUCUGGACGUGGUGGAGGGCAUCCGCUUCCUGCACGGCCAGGGUCUGCUGCACAGAGACAUCAAGCUGAAGAACGUCCUGUUGGACAAACAGAACCGGGCGAAGAUCACAGACCUGGGCUUCUGCAAGCCCGAGGCCAUGAUGUCCGGCAGCAUCGUGGGCACCCCCAUCCACAUGGCCCCGGAGCUGUUCACCGGGAAGUACGAUAACUCUGUGGACGUGUACGCGUUCGGGAUCCUGUUCUGGUACCUCUGCACCGGCUCGGUGAAGCUCCCAGAGGCCUUCGAGAAGUGUGCCAGCAAGGACCAGCUCUGGACCAACGUCAAGAAAGGCGCCAGGCCCGAGAGGCUGGCCAGCUUCGACGAGGAGUGCUGGCAGCUGAUGGAGGCCUGCUGGAACGGGGACCCCUCCCAGAGGCCCCUGUUGGGCAUCGUGGAGCCCAGCCUGCAGAGCAUCACGUCGCGCCUCUGCCACUGCGGCUCCGACCAGAAGAGCAGCAGCCUGGAGGAUUCAGCCUGAAGGAAGGAGGAGAAACAAAUAAAAGACGAAGACAACAUUCCUUUUUGGUGACGGACGACACUCAGGUGUGUUGUUCGUUGGGACUGGCGUCGUAACGCGUAGAGCAGGUAUAGGAUAUAGGAUGUCUAAGCUGUUCUUGUUUACCACUGUUAGAUUUACACUAUUUAUAUGACAUUGAUACAAAAGACCAAUAGGUUCACAAACAUGUUUUCUUUGUUUGCGCUUUGUGUAUUUGUAUACAAACUCUGACAUUGUGCUAUUGUGUCUCGGCCGCAAUGCUAAUUACUUAGUGGUCGGACAACUUGUUACUAGGUGCAAAGAUGUUUUAAAGAAAGAAUAAAAAUAGACCCAUUUUCAGUAUUAUGACUUCAUGUGUAAAAGAUACAUUUUAGACUAUUUAAAUUGAAUUUACUGCUGCAUCCAUACAAAAAUACGUUGUGUUUUAAAUAAAAAAAGGUGAAAAUUUUCAAUUA